Molecule: messenger RNA, 1785 nt
Organism: Penicillium macrosclerotiorum
Lineage: Eukaryota; Fungi; Ascomycota; Eurotiomycetes; Eurotiales; Aspergillaceae
Product: DEAD/DEAH box helicase
Exons: 8
Coding region: 1-1785 (594 amino acids)
Cellular component (GO): nucleus
Molecular function (GO): RNA helicase activity; RNA binding; ATP binding
Source: RefSeq, a predicted model, not a curated record
AUGGAUCAGCUCGACAAAGUUGAGGAUGCAUUGGGAGAUAUCUCAAAUGCACCAAAAUAUCCAUCAUCCAGCGAAAAACAGACUGGACAGCCUGCUGAAGCGGUUCGGAAACAAGGGUGGACCGAUCCUGUUCCGUUUACCUACGACUCCUACAACAGCAAGGAGUUUACAGACUGGGCUGGUGUGGCGGCCCGAUAUGAAUGGAAGGAUGAGUACGGUGAUGUUGGUCCUCGAAAUGAAGAACUGGAGAAGCAGCUGUUCCAGGAUGACUUUAUUCCACGGGCUGGAAGCCGAUUCAACGAACUCAAGAUAUCUGGGCGAGAAGAGCCAUAUGAUGUUAAGAUCGAGAGUGAAUUCAAACUAAAGCCAAUUGCUCAGUUUGAAGAUGCAGGUAUCCACCCGGUUCUCUUAGAGAAUCUGCAUCUAUGUCUGUAUGGAUGGCCAACAGCCAUUCAGUGCUACACAAUCCCGGCGAUUCAAGAGGACAGAGACGUCAUUGGAAUUGCCCAAACUGGUUCCGGAAAGACCGGUGCUUUUCUCAUUCCCAUCCUGUCGAAGCUUAUGGGUAAGGCCAAAAAAUUGGCAGCCGCGCGUCCUAACAUCGCUCAACAGUGGAAUCCUGCUGAACAUGCAGUACGGGCAGAGCCUCUGGUUCUCAUUGUUUGCCCUACUCGAGAAUUAGCUAACCAAAUCUUUGACGAUGCACGGAGGUUAUGUUAUCGUUCCAUGCUUCGUCCUUGUGUCGUCUAUGGAGGUGCCCCAGCCCAUUUCCAGCGAGAGGAAUUGCAAAAAGGAUGCGACAUUCUCAUAGGGACCCCAGGCCGCGUCCUGGAUUUCAUGCGACAGCCUAAUGUUUUGUCUCUUCGUCGGGUUCGCUAUACUGUCAUCGACGAAGCGGAUGAGCUCCUACAGUCUGACUGGGAAGAUGAUUUCAAAAGGCUCAUGUCUGGAGGGGAUGUCAAUGAAGAUUCAGAUCAUCGGUACUUGAUGUUCUCCGCAUCGUUCAACAAGGAAUGUCGAAAGCUUGCUCGAAAUUACCUGGGGCGCGAUCAUAUUCGAAUUCGCAUCUCACGUCCCGGAAGUGUGGUCAGACAUAUUCAGCAAGUGGUUCAUUUUGUGGAUGAACGAAAGAAGAAGCAAGCUCUCUACGAUUUACUGCUGAGCCUGGUCCCAACACGCACCUUGAUAUUUGUCAACAGCAAGCGCGAAGUUGACUAUGUCGAUGACUUUCUAUUUAACCAAGGGCUUCCUACUACUUCUAUGCAUGGAGAUAGAACCCAGAGAGAGCGGGAGGAUGCCAUUCGAUCAUUCCGGACAGCAAGAUGUCCGAUCAUGAUUACCACUGGCGUCUCUGCACGUGGUCUCGACAUUAUCAACGUGAUGCAUGUGGUUAAUUACGAUCUCCCUCGUGCUUCCCAGGGUGGGAUUACCGAAUAUAUGCACCGUAUUGGCCGCACAGCGCGGAUUGGGAACGAAGGGCUUGCAACAUCCUUUUACAACGAGCGCGAUGAUGACCUUGCCUCAGACUUAGUGAAGAUCCUCAUGGAGAGUAAUCAGAAUGUUCCUGACUUCCUCCAAGGCUUUGCGCCCUCUGAGGCUCAACUUACCUUCGAAGAUGACACGACAGACAGCGAAGCUGAGCGACAGAAGAAGAAAGAAUCUCCAGGAUUCAACUGGGGCGAGGGGGACUCAGAUGAGUCUGAGAAUGAGGAAACAAAAGGCAAUCUCGGUGCCAAGCCGAAAGUUUCUGCUGACGAAUCCUGGAAGAACGACGUCGAGUGGUAG